Molecule: messenger RNA, 1674 nt
Organism: Lolium rigidum
Lineage: Eukaryota; Viridiplantae; Streptophyta; Magnoliopsida; Poales; Poaceae
Product: programmed cell death protein 2-like
Exons: 11
Coding region: 20-1276 (418 amino acids)
Cellular component (GO): cytoplasm
Source: RefSeq, a predicted model, not a curated record
ACCCGCGCCGCCGCCGGAGAUGGAGCCCAGCGCCGACAAGCUACGCGGCCUUCGCAUCACCUCCCUGGACGACGAUGAAGAGGACGACGAGCCCGAACUGCCCCACCAACCCCUGCCCGCCGCCGCCGUGGACUACGACGAUGACGACGAUGACGAGGAGGAGGAGGCGGAAGUCAUGCUUGGUCUGCUGGAGGAGCCGAAACGCCCGGGCCUCCUCCUCCGGCACCUCUUCCCCAGCAAGGCCGGCGGCAUCCCGGCCUGGUUGGAUCCUGCGAACUUGCCGUCGGGCAACUCCAGCUGCUGCGGCUUCUGCGGCGAGCCCCUGCACUUCGUCCUCCAGAUCUAUGCUCCGAUUGGGGACAAUGAGGCGGCGACGUUUCACCGCACUCUGUUCAUGUUCAUGUGCCCGUCCAUGGAGUGCUUGCACCGGGACCAGCACGAACAGUGGACGCGCAAGCAGGGCAAUCCUCGUAGAAGUGUGAAGGUUUUCCGGUGCCAGCUGCCCCGUAGCAAUGCCUUUUACUCAAGUGAAGCUCCAAAACACAAUAACUCUGACAAGCCACUGUGUGCAGGAGCUCCUCUUUGUCAUUGGUGUGGUACAUGGAAAGGUGAUAAAAUAUGUGGCAGCUGCAAGAAAUCACGCUACUGUUCUGAGAAGCAUCAGGCACUGCAUUGGCGCUCUGGUCAUAAAAACGAUUGCCUACAGAUGAUCAAUUCUUCCGAAGCUUCAAGUUCUGUUCUGCCAGCUGUAGGGAAAGUUCCUGCUAGGGCUUCCUGGCCAGAAUAUAAGAUAACGAUUGACUAUGAAGCUGAUUCGGAUUCUGAUAGCUGUGAUGGAGAUGAAAGCAACUCAAAGUCGUUGGUGAUGCAAAAACAUAGUAAACCAGAUGAUUUGAUGCAAUCGUGGAUGGAUCAAUUUGAGGCUGAUGCUGACAACCAGUGUUGGGCACAUUUUGAAGAACGGAUCUCAAGAGAACCAAAGCAAAUAUUGAGAUAUUGUCGAGAACCAAAUGCAAAGCCUUUGUGGGCUUUGUCAGCUGGUCGCCCAUCCAAUGCUGAUAUCCCUUCAUGUGGCUACUGUAAAGGUCCACUAUGCUAUGAAUUUCAGAUAAUGCCACAGUUGCUGUAUUUCUUUGGUGUGAAAAAUGAACCAGACUCUCUUGAUUGGGCUACAAUUGUUGUGUACACGUGUCAAGGAUCAUGUGACCAAAACAUUAGCUACAAGGAAGAAUUUGCAUGGGUUCAGUUAUACCCUACAGCACCCUCACGGCAUUAGUAAUGUUUACGUAAUGUCUGUUCUUCACUGCUUCAGGGACAUCAUCCAUGUGCAUCUCAAGUUGAAGACUUGUGUUCCGAGCGAGAUAGCUUAGGCUUACCUACCCGAGAUUUCAUAAUGGGCCUUGAUGUUUCCAGACCUUAAUGAGCCAGCUUAACACUGUGGUCCCAAACUCUGAAUGAUUUGAUGCUCGCUGCAUUGGCUCUGGUCGGUUUUGGCCGCUAUGGCCCAUCUAGAACAUCUGAAGACAGGUCGUUGGUCACUAGCAUUAGUGUAGUAUGUGUCUUUUUUUUCUUGGUUGAGACUGUUGGCUCUUUUUAUAUGGAAUAUCCUUGUCUUUUUUGGGGGUUUAUGUUAAAGUCCGUAAGAUCCAAAGUCCUCAUUUUAUUCUUCAGGUA